Phragmites australis (common reed) is the source of this 3100-nucleotide messenger RNA. RefSeq names its product protein unc-13 homolog. Bases 1 to 3066 code for a protein of 1021 amino acids. The transcript is spliced from 5 exons. NCBI's taxonomy places the organism in Eukaryota, Viridiplantae, Streptophyta, Magnoliopsida, Poales, Poaceae. The record is from RefSeq and is a predicted model, not a curated record.
AUGGGCCACCGCCACCUCUCGGCGUCGUCGAUGCUGGAGGCGGCCGGUGCCAUACCGGACCCAUUCCCUUCUGAGCUCCGGUGGCCUUUCGGCCACCUCGACUCCCUCAACCGCGACGAGUUUCGAGAAUCCGCCUAUGAGAUCUUCUUCGUGGCCUGCCGCUCCACUCCCGCGGGCAUGCGCCUAUCUGCCACAGCUACACCAGGCCCAGCCGGCGCAGGGGAUCAUCACCAGCUGGGAGGCCGAGGCAGGGUGGGGGCCGCGACGCCGACGAGGCCGGAGGCUGGUGCCGGUGGAGCAAAGAACAUGGCGGUGACGAGCCGCCUGAAGCGGGCGCUUGGCCUGCGCGCGAGGAAGACGAGGCCCAUGGUGGGAGCGGGCAAGGCCGGCGGCCGGCCGAUGACGUCGGCCGAGAUCAUGCGGCGGCAGAUGGGGGUCACCGAGCAGAGCGACAGCCGUAUCCGCAAGACCCUCGUCCGCUCCCUCGUCGGCCCGCAGAUGUCCAAGAAGGUGGAAUCACUUGUGCUUCCCAUGGAGCUCCUCCGCCACCUCAAACCCUCCGACUUCUCCGACGCCAACGAGCACUGCGCAUGGCAGCUCCGCCAGCUUAAGGUCCUCAAGGCAGGCCUUGUUUCGCAUCCCUCCGUGCCGCUUGACCACGGUAACCCUGCGGCGCCCACUCUCCGCGAGAUGAUCCGGUCCGCCGAGCAGCAGACGAGGCUCCUCGACGUGCGCGCCCUCUCCGCCGCUGUGAUGGCGCUGUCCUGGCGCUCCGUCGAUGUUUGCCGCUGGGCCGACGGUUACCCCCUCAAUGUGCACCUCUAUCUGUCCCUCCUCCGCGCCGUCUUCGAUGCCAGGGACGAGACGGCGGUGCUGGACGAGGUUGACGAGCUGCUCAAGUUGAUCAAGAAGACGUGGAACGUCCUUGGGCUCAACAAGAUGAUACACAACGUCUGCUUCACCUGGCUGCUCUUCGAGAAGUACGUGGUCACAGGGCAGAUCGAGCCGGAUCUUCUGUCUGCCACCUUGGCAAUGCUCGAACAAAUCCGAGGCGACGCCGAGAAGCAGGCCGACCUGCUGGAGCCAGGUUACCUCAGGAUCUUGGCCGUGACACUGGCGUCCAUGCAUUCGUGGGCAGAAGACAAGCUGUUGGAUUACCAUGAGGCGUUUGGCGCUCAGGAUUCUAUGGGUGCAAUGGACAACGUCGUGUCCCUUGCUGUUUCAGCUGCAGCGAUGCUGAGCCAAGAUGUCCCAUCGCCUUUCGUAGCUGCUGCAGCAGGGGCGGUUGUCGAUAACGUCGUCGACACUGGUGCUACCGGCGGACAUCUUCCAGCGGGAUCAUCUUCAUCGUUUUCAGCUGGUGAGCAAGUCGAGCGGUAUAUCAAGUCGUCGGUGAGGCAUGCUUUCACCAAGCUGCACGAGACUGGCACCGCGGGGAAGAUGGACAGCAUGAUCGUGGAGGUGGACGAGGACCCCUGCGAGACCCUGAUGUAUGUGGCGGCGCAGACCAAGGACAUGGCGAGGGUGGAGAAAGAAGUGUACAGCCGCGUUCUCCGGCAGUGGCACCCUUGCCCGAUUGCCGUGGCCGCCGCCACCCUCCACGACUGCUUCGGUGCGCUUCUGAAGCGGUACGUCUCCAGGAUGGCCUGCAGCCUGAGCAGCGAGUCUGUGCGCGUCCUGCACGCGGCCUCUAAGUUGGACAAGUCGUUGCUACAGAUGGCCGCCGAGGACGACCCAGCAUAUUCCAUCAGGCAGCAGAUCAUGACCCCCUACGACGUUGACUCCACCAUUUUUGGCCUCGUCAAAGGCUGGAUGGAUGAGCGGCUAACGAUCGGGGCGGAGUGCGUGAGGAGGGCCCGAGACUCCGAGAGCUGGAACCCCAGGUCCAAGGCCGAGCCGUAUGCACAAUCUGCAGUGGAUCUGAUGAAGCUGGCCAAGGUGACUGUGGAUGAGCUGCUGGAGAUUCAGGUGGCAGGCCAACCACCGGCCUGCAGGCAGGAGCUGCUUCAGCAUCUGGUCGACGGCAUCGAUCAGCUUGUCCACCAAUAUGCUCUUCUCGUUGCCUCGUGCGGGUCAAAGGAGAGCUUCUUUCCUCCGUUGCCGCCGUUGACACGGUGCAACCAGGACUCGAAGCUCGUGCAGCUUUGGAAGAAGGCGGCGCCGCCGUGCCAGGUGGGCAUCGACAACCAGCUGGCGGCGCUUAACUGCGGCGGAGUCGACAUUGUCACGAGUAGCAAGCCCAGGCUGGUGGUGAGCCGGUCAAGGGGAGACCAGGCGGUGCGCCCUGCCACCAGCCGCGGCACGCAGCGCCUCUACGUCCGUCUCAACACCCUCCACUACCUGCUCACCGUCCUGCACUCCAUCGACAGGGCCCUCUCCUCUGCGCCGGCCCCGCAACGACGUCGCCGCGCCCGGAGCUCUGCCUUCGAUCACGCCCGCCCCGCCCUCGACGCUGCCGUCCUCCACGUAUCCGAGCUCUCCGCGUACCGCCUUGUCUUCCUCGACUCUGCCGACGUCCUCCACCAGGCGCUCUACCAGGGGAGUGUCUCCGAAGCUCGGAUCCGGCCCGCGCUGCGCGUCAUGAAGCAGAACCUCACGUUCCUCGCCAGCGUCCUCAGCGAGCGAGCGCAACCGCCGGCGGUGCGCGAGGUGAUGAAGGCCUCCGUGGAGGCCUUCCUGACGGUGGUCCUUGCGGGCGGCAGCGGGCGGGCCUUCAGCCGCGCGGACUACGGGGCCGUGGAGGAGGACUUUGCUAGCUUAAAGCGCCUGUUCUGCAGCUUCGGGGUGGCAGAGGAGGUGGCCGAGAGGGAGGCGGCGCAGGCGGAGGGGGUGAUGGCGCUCAUGGCUCUGUCCACGGAGAAGGUCAUCGACGAGUUCCUCAGCCGUUGCGCUUCCACUUCGAUGGCGCCUGAUGAGUUAUCGCAGCCGCCGAUGGCAGUGCCGCUCACGACGAGGCGCUGGAGCCGGUCUGACGCCAAUACGAUCCUCCGCGUGCUCUGCCACCGAGACGACGAGGCAGCAAGUAGAUUCUUGAAGAAAGCCUUUGAUCUGACCAAGAGGAGGUAGCAGCCAUACAUGCCAAUAUACUACUCCAUUACUG